GUAGAACAUGUCAAAAUAUUUUGAUGUUAUAUCCUUUUUAUUAAUUUGAUAUAUUCUUGUGCCCUUUAGCUAAAUUUUGCUUUUACAAUUGCAAGUACAACAAAUAGCACAUUUUUGGGCUAAUGAAGUAGGAAUUAUUCAGGAAAGCUCCGGGACCUGGGCUCCAUUAUGACCACCAUUCAAGUUUGUAUUUUCCUGUAUUCAUUUCCGAUCAUUUCCUCUGGUUACACAUACAAAUUCUUGUCGAGAGCUAAGAGAAUAUAUUAAAGCAUGUCUGCAGUUUAUGAGCGCUGGGAUAGGCUGGUUGGUGCCGUUUUGCGCAGAGAAGAGAAUUGGGAAAAUUGCCCAGCGGACCCCAAGUGAUCUUUCUUCAUCUUUAUCAUCAUCGUCAUCGUCUUUUAAUUUGGGUUCUUUCCAUUCCCGGGUUUCAUCUUUCAGUUCCCGGAGCUUAUUAUUGGUUGGAGAAUCAUUCACCUACCCUCAAAUCCUUCAAGCCAAGGAUGGCUUCGACAAUUCCAAACUCAUGAAGAAAGGACAAUCUGGGGAUCUCUAUCUCAGAGUUUUAGAAAGCGGGUUGGAAGUAGUGGUUAAAAAAGUCAGUGUCUCAAUUAAGUUUGAAAUGGAGAUUCAUGGGAUAGUGAUAGUCAACCAUCCAUCCCAGAGUGCUUCCUCUUUUGGGACAUUGCUUGCAUAAUGGCUAUGAGAAGUUUUUGGUUUACAAGUACAUGCCUGGUGAAGUGAAUGGUGAUCAACAGUCG
Messenger RNA from Oldenlandia corymbosa var. corymbosa, 758 nucleotides. The record is from the annotation of a GenBank genome assembly. Lineage: Eukaryota; Viridiplantae; Streptophyta; Magnoliopsida; Gentianales; Rubiaceae.